AUGUCACCCUCACAGUACACCCGCAUUGUCCUAGCAGAGCGUCCGAAGGCAGAAAUUACUCCCACCACAUUCCGUCGCGAGACCGUCCCAUUCGACCUCAAACCCGGCAAUGGCCAAGUGCUCAUCCAGAUCCACUAUCUAUCCCUCGACCCCGCCAUGCGGGGCUGGUUAAAUGAUAGAAGGAGUUACGUACCUCCAGUACAAAUUGGAGAGACUAUGAGGGCCAGCGGUCUCGGUGUUGUAGUGGAUGUUGGCGAGGGCAGCACUCUAGCUCGAGGCGAUCUCGUCAGCGGAACCUUGGGGUGGAGGGACUAUGUUGUUCUUGAUGAGAAGCAUGUCCAGAAACUUGUGGUCCCAGAGGGAGCGGAGCCCCUUGACUUCCUAGGGGCUUUGGGCUGGACUGGCUUCACAGCGUUUGUGGGAUUGCUUGAGGUCGGAAAGCUUCAGCCGGGUGAUAAACUUGUCGUAUCAGGAGCGGCAGGCGCAACAGGGUCGAUAGCAUGUCAAAUUGGCAAGCGUCAGGGCGCACAAGUAUAUGCUAUCGCAGGUUCCAAUGAAAAAUGCGAUUGGCUGGAGAAGGAAGCGGGCGUUGACAAGGCUUUCAACUACAAGAGUCCGACGUUCUUUAGUGACUUCAAGACAUCAGUGGGAUAUUUUGACGUCUUCUUUGACAACGUCGGCGGAGAGAUUCUAGAUUUCUUACUGACACGGAUGAACAAAAACGCCCGCAUUGUGCUAUGCGGCGCUAUUUCGGAUUAUAAUUCCUCUCAGCCCAGAGGUCUUACCGGCUAUCUCAAUCUCAUAUCACAACGAGCCAAAAUUGAGGGUUUCAUUGUGUUCGAUUAUGUGGACCGCUUCCCUGCAGGUGUAGAAUAUCUGGCUGCAAUGCUGAAGGAUGGGAGCUUGAAGCGGAAGUUUCACGUCGUCAAGGGCUUGGAAGAGGCCCCACAGGCGCUGACUAUGCUUUUCAAUGGGGGCAAUACUGGUAAACUAGUGGUCAAAGUGAAUGGUGUCAGGGAAGCUCGGCUGUAA
This is a messenger RNA of Fibroporia radiculosa, 1032 nucleotides long. RefSeq lists its product as uncharacterized. Gene Ontology annotation, molecular function: oxidoreductase activity, acting on the CH-CH group of donors, NAD or NADP as acceptor. The transcript is spliced from 9 exons. Bases 1 to 1032 code for a protein of 343 amino acids. The record is from RefSeq and is a predicted model, not a curated record. Lineage: Eukaryota; Fungi; Basidiomycota; Agaricomycetes; Polyporales; Fibroporiaceae.